This is a messenger RNA of Xenopus laevis (African clawed frog), 3069 nucleotides long. It is a transcript of the gene bnipl.L, whose product is annotated as BCL2/adenovirus E1B 19kD interacting protein like L homeolog. Gene Ontology annotation, cellular component: cytoplasm. Gene Ontology annotation, biological process: apoptotic process. The coding region runs from base 207 to 1367 and encodes 386 amino acids. NCBI's taxonomy places the organism in Eukaryota, Metazoa, Chordata, Amphibia, Anura, Pipidae. The transcript is spliced from 10 exons. The record is from RefSeq and is a predicted model, not a curated record.
CUUUAGUCUCUCUAAUAUACUCCUUUUGGCUAGGCUGAUAUAAACGAGACCAAUAGGGAAGAAAUACGAAUACAACACAUUUUAACCCAUUGAUUGCCACCAACGUAGAUUCCUUGGUUCUGCUGGCAGGCAGGGGGUUAAUGCAGGACUCUGGAAGCUGAUACUUAAAGCGCCGAGCAUUAAGGCCGAGGGGGAUCUGCCCAUGAAUGAGAAGCUCAGCUGAUUUAGAAAGGAAAAUACAGGUGGAAAAACCAGUUUGCAGUAGGUGUGUACCUGUCGCUGUGAGUCGCCGGCUCCCAUGCACUGUUCUUGUGAAGUCCCGAAGCCUUUCCACCGACAAGAUGGGCACCUACAUCGAGGGGCAUGAAAAACAACAGCAGGAGAGCGGCUCCAGUAAAUGCUAUGGGCCUCAGUCCUCUGCCCCCAAGGGAAUCGAUGACAUGGAGCUGAAGGAGGAAUGGCAGGAUGAAGAUUUUCCCAGGCCUCUUCCGGAGGCAGCUACAGAAGAGGAAUUUGAAUCCAGUGAAUGCAGUCAGUCAGCUAGCACACCAACCACCAUAGAAUUAUGUGGGAACCGUCACUUUAAAAAGCGCCUAUCUGCCCCAUCUAUAAGCUUUAAUCUGGAGAACAGUGGGGAGUCAAUUGCCUCGAGUGAACGGGCAGAACAAUCCACAGACGACUUAGAUUUUGAUAUUGAUGAUUUGGAAACUCCAAACAGCAGCGAACUGUUGGACUGCCCUGAAUUUGAGUGGGACGAUGACCUGCCAAAGGCCAAAGGGACGGAGAGCUCUGUCUGCUCGGAGAGCCGCGUGACUGACAUGGAAGACCAAAAUGGCAGAAAGUGGCGGAUAUUUCUGAUGGGAGAACACAAAGUUGACAUGACCGCUAUAGAGCCAUAUAAACAAGUGAUCUCCCAUGGAGGUUAUUAUGGGGAAGGCCUGAACGCAGUUAUUGUAUUUGCAUCCUGUUACUUGCCGGAGGAUUCCAUCCCAGAUUAUCAGUAUGUGCUGAACAACCUAUUCAGGUAUAUCAUAGGGACGUUGGAUUUAAUGGUGGCUGAUGACUACAUGUUGGUGUAUCUCAAUGGUGCUACUCCCCGCUGCAAAAUUCCCCCAAUCAGCUGGAUCAAGCGAUGUUACCAGGCUACGGGCAGACGGUUAAAGAAAAACCUAAAAUCUGUAUUAAUUCUGCACCCCACUUGGUACGUCAGAGCCCUGCUGGCAAUUACUCGCCCAUUUAUAAGCUCAAAGUUUUGGAAGAAGGUGAAGUUCAUCAGCAGCCUGGAGGAUCUGUCCAUGGUGGUGUCGAUGGAGCAAAUUCACAUUCCAGACUGUAUCAGGCAGUUAGAUAAAGAGAUGAAUCCCUAAAUCCCCAGACCCCAACUCUGAUUUAUCUCUGCUUGGAGCUGAAGAACUUUGAAGGUGCUUUUGGGGUAUACACCCCACAAUUGACCUGUGUGCUGCCCAAUUGAUAUUGCGCCUCCUGGAAGGAUAUUUGAUAAACUGAUGCAGCCCGUAGGGGCUACUGGACUUCUUUGCAGGCACUUAAACUGUUUGUAUUGCACCAGUUCACCUGCAACCUACUGCCACUAAAGGAGAGUCACCUGUGCAUGAUGGUCGUCAUGGCCCCUUCAGAUUUUGUAAAACUACAACCCCCAGCAUGCCUCCAUUGGUCGAGCUUCCUAAGGGAUGCUGGGAGCUGUAGCUCUGCAUCAUAUGGCCUACCUAAUGAUCCGAUCCAGUCCUGGUAUUUCAGAGACCUUAUUUCACAUUACAAUGCAAUAUUAGAGGAAUUAGGCUUUAUUAAACCCAGGACUGGAUCGUUAUCACCCUAAUGAUAUGAAGUUAGGUGACUCUGUUGUUAUAAUAUAUAACUCUCCCUAGCAAUGAGACAAUAUUUUUGAUGUCUGAAAGAAUGAUAAACAGGACAGAGAGGAGCAAUAAAAUAAAAGUGCUUAAAAAUAUAGCUUGGCUGCCAGGACAUGCACCCUAGCAACCACAUAGAACUGUCUAAUUCCAGCUUAGAAUGUAGAUUCAACUCCAAUUCAUUUUUUUUUAAAUUGCAUGACGUGUGCUUGAAACACAGAGCCCCUUUCAUGGAAUUCCGGAAGAUCCUUCUCAAAGCCGCUCUAGAAUGUGGGAUUCAGUCCCCAAGAAAGAGCGUCAGCUUUUGAGAAUUCCAUAAAGCAUGGUUAAUAUUGCUUGGCUCACACUAAAGCCGAAUGAGUUUUUAUUAAAUAACCCUGUGUUUAUAUAACCCAAUGUCCAUGAAAAUGUCCAUUCCUGCUCUGAGUUUUUUUUAUUUACACUUGCACUGUAUGAGAUGCCAUACUGCUUGCCCCAGCUGAGGCAUUCUCCAUAAGCUACACCAGAACUGCACCCUCUAUGGGUUAAAAUAAAUAUCUCUCUAUUAAUACUGGCAGAGAAAGUGUUGGCAAAGUAAGAUUUCAUUCAGCUCUUUUAUUAAUUUUGCUGCAUUUCUGACCACUCAUCAUCUGCGCAAGGACAAUCAUGUCACAUGAUUAAUAAAGGAGCUGUGCUUGGUUUGGGGGAUGCACAUUGGAUAUACAUUUGGUAUCUGGACCUCUAUGUUUGUGUCUAAUUUUAUUGGGUGAAGAAGGUGAUCUUUAGUUCUAUUUUGGAUUUGGCCGAACCUCUGAAUCCUUCAUGAAAGAUUCGGCCGAAUCCAAAUUCUAAUUUGCAUAUGCAAAUUAAGGGUGGGAAGGGGAAAACAUUUUUACUUCCUUGUUUUGUGACAAAAAGUCAUGUGAUUUCCUUCCCCGCCCGUAAUUUGCAUAUGCAAAUUAAGAUUCGGAUUUGGUUCGGAUGGGAAGAAGGAUUUGGUCGAAUCCUGGAUUCGGUGCAUCUUUUAUUACAAAUGCACAAAUGUUAAAUUGGAAAAAAUACACCAAAAACUGCAUUUUUUGCACACAAGUAUUUUAGCUUGCUUGUCUGUGUAUAUAUGUGUGUGAAUAUAACAUGGGAGGGUUCUUUACGGGGUGGUGGGAAGUUGUGCUCACUCAUUAUUCCAAUGUACAAAUAUGAAUAAACUGUAUUUUUGUAUGUUCGA